This is a messenger RNA of Fusarium coffeatum, 2661 nucleotides long. RefSeq lists its product as uncharacterized. The record is from RefSeq and is a predicted model, not a curated record. Gene Ontology annotation, molecular function: catalytic activity. Gene Ontology annotation, biological process: trehalose biosynthetic process; fungal-type cell wall organization; cellular response to heat. The coding region runs from base 1 to 2661 and encodes 886 amino acids. Gene Ontology annotation, cellular component: alpha,alpha-trehalose-phosphate synthase complex (UDP-forming); cytosol. The transcript has 3 exons. NCBI's taxonomy places the organism in Eukaryota, Fungi, Ascomycota, Sordariomycetes, Hypocreales, Nectriaceae.
AUGGCUUCCAACACCGAUAACACUGGCGGCGAGCCUACCUUGCGCCGUCGCGAGUCCUUGUCCGAGAUUCGAGCUGCCAACCCCGACUUGGCUCUCAGCGGUAACAUUAUCUCGGCCACCUUCAACACACCGCACUCCUUUGUCUAUCGAAAAGGCGGUGAUUGGGACUUGAAAUCUCGUCGCGGUCAAUCCGCUCUCUUUGAUUCCUUCGCAUACCUCUCUUCCGACGCUACACCAUGGAAUCACACUGUCGUCGCGUGGACCGGCGAGAUUGACGCUCCUACCGAUGACGUCGCUACUUCACCCGGCACGCCCGCCCCAAACACCUUGGGUGCCACUUCUCUCAACGCCCUCUCCGCACCUGUUCCCAUUGAUGGUAACACGCGCCUACCGACUCCUCCCCCAAUUGACGGUCUCUGGGUUCCUCGCGAGGACCAGGACCGCCUCGAGUACCGUUUGUCCCACAACAAGACUAUCCGAACCUACCCAGUCUGGCUCUCCGAUGAGUCUGAGGCCACCUCUGAGGGUAUCCUUCUCAAGGACCAGGCCCGCUGGCGACGAUAUGCUGAGCACGAUCUUUACACGCUUCUUCACUACAAGCAACAUGAGCCGACCGACGGCAGACGCGAGCGCGUCCAGUGGGCCGACUACUACCGCAUGAACCAGAAGUUUGCAAACAAGAUCAUCGAGAUUUACAAGCCCGGCGACAUUGUGAUCAUUCACGAUUACUUCCUCAUGUUGCUUCCUAGCAUGCUGCGACAGAGAGUGCCUAACAUGUACAUCUCAUUCUUCCUGCAUUCGCCCUUCCCCAGUAGCGAGUUCCUCCGCUGCUUGCCCCGUCGUAAGGAGGUUCUUGAGGGUGUUUUGGGCUCCAACCUGAUUGGAUUCCAAUCUUACAGCUAUUCUCGCCACUUCCUGAGCUGCUGUACUCGAAUUCUUGGCUUUCCAUCUGACACUCUUGGAAUCGAUGCUUAUGGAACUCGUGUCCAAGUUGGAGUGUUCCCUAUUGGUAUUGAUGCUACCAAGGUCGAGAACUUUGCUUGGACUGAUGCUGUAACGGAAAAGUGCAAUGCCCUGCGCCAACUCUACCAUGGCAAGAAAAUCAUUGUCGGCCGUGACCGUCUUGACAGUGUCAGGGGUGUCGCCCAAAAACUGCAGGCUUUUGAGCGCUUCCUCGAGAUGUACCCAGAGUGGCGCGAGAAAGUGGUCCUGAUUCAGGUCACCUCACCCACCAGCGUCGAGGCAGAGAAGGAGGAUAUGGAGGACGACACAAAGGUUGCGACCCACGUCAACGAGCUCGUCAUGCGCAUCAACGGUAUGUACGGUAGUCUGGGCUUCUCUCCUGUCCAGCACUACCCCCAGUAUCUAAGCCAGAACGAGUACUUCGCCCUCCUUCGCGCCAGUGAUAUUGGUCUCAUCACCUCUGUUCGUGACGGUAUGAACACCACCAGUUUGGAGUACAUCAUAUGCCAGAAAGAGGGCAACGCUCCUCUCAUUCUCUCCGAGUUCAGCGGUACCGCUAGUAGUUUGAGCGACGCCAUUCACAUCAACCCAUGGGAUCUUAGCGGUGUUGCUGAGAAGAUCAAUACUGCUCUUACCAUGUCUGAGGACAAGCGCUUGGAGAUGCAGUCCCGCCUUUACCGCCACGUUACCGAGCACAAUGUUCAGUCCUGGAUCACUAAGUUCAUUCGCAAGGUCUAUAAUGUUCUCGGCGACACCAGCUCAGCAAACUCUACACCCCUCCUCGACCGUGCUCUUCUUCUCACACAAUACCGCUCCGCCAAUAAGCGUCUAUUCAUGUUCGACUACGACGGUACCCUGACACCUAUUGUGCGCGAGCCCAGUGCUGCCGUGCCAUCGGAGCGCCUCAUCCACACACUCGACCUGUUGGCUGCUGAUCCUAAGAAUGCGGUCUGGAUCAUUUCGGGACGAGACCAGGAAUUCUUGAAGCAACACCUUGGCAACAAUACCCGUCUUGGAUUUUCAGCCGAGCACGGUAGCUUUAUGAAGCACCCUGGCUCAGAUGAGUGGGAGAACCUGGCGGAGAAGUUCGACAUGGGAUGGCAAGCUGAGGUGAUGCAAGUGUUUGAGAAGUACACCGAUAGAGUUCAAGGUUCUUUCAUCGAGCGAAAGCGAUGCGCCUUGACAUGGCACUACCGAUUGGCCGAUCCCGAGCAAGGCUUACACAUGUCGCGAGAAUGCCAUAAGGAGCUUGAGUCGACUGUCGCUUCCAAGUGGGAUGUGGAGGUGAUGCCCGGCAAGGCGAACAUCGAAGUCCGCCCUACCUUCAUCAACAAGGGAGAGAUCGCGAAGCGCCUCAUUACUAUGUACCACACCCCUGGCACCGCAGAUGACAACGCCGGCACUGGCCACCUUGAGUUUGCGCUGUGCAUGGGCGAUGAUUUCACCGACGAGGACAUGUUCCGCAGCCUUAACGCCGCUUCGGGCCCUGUCCUUGACGCCAACCACGUCUUCACAGUCACCGUUGGCGCUAGUACAAAGGUCACGCUGGCCAAGUCUCAUCUUCUGGAACCAGAGGACGUGAUUGAGUGUGUUGCUCUCCUGGCAGGUGUCCAGGAUAAGGGCGAGCGCCUCGGUGAAGUCAACCUCGGCGCGCUGAGCGCUGUCGAGGGACACGUUCCCGCGCAGCAGGAGAUGUAA